AAAAGUUAUAUAUUUGACAAGAUGCAAUUAUUUAAAGAGGACACCUAACUUGUCCAAGUGCAUGAAUUUGAAAAAAUUGGUUCUCAAAGAUUGCAUAAGAUUGGAAGAAAUCAAUAGCUCUAUCGAUCAGCUGGGCCGCCUAAAGUACUUGGAAAUCAAUAAGGAGAACCGCGUGUCAAGGCAGUCUCUUAAGCGUCGUUGCCUUAUGGAACUGACCAUUCCUCAAUUAUUAGUCUCAAUUGGUAGUCUGAAAUCCUUGUCAAUGCUAAAGGUCGAAAAUGAGGGUGGUGUUGAAGGACUUUCACACUCAAUAGGAGAGCUAUUGUGUUUAAAGCAUCUUUCUUUACAUGGAUGUACCAAGCUUGAGCAACUUUCGAAUUCCAUCGGAGAGUUGAGAUUGCUCCUCUAUCUGGAUUUAUCUUGCACUCCUAUAAGGGGAUUACCAGAUUCUAUUGGAAGACUAGAAUCACUACUCAAAUUGGAUUUAUCUCAUACACUUAUUGCAGAAUUACCCAAUUCUAUUGGCAAUCUUAGACAGUUGAAGUUCAUGAGUUUGGAUGGGACCAAGAUAAGAGAGCUACCGAAGAGCAUAUGGACUUUGGAGAAUCUUGAGGAGUUGACUACAAGAGCUUGUGUAGAUCUCGUGGGCGAAAUUCCCAGUGAAAUUGCAGGAUUGCUCCAAUUGAAGAUUCUGGACUUGUCCGAGAGCAAGGUUUGUAGAUUGCCAAUGACAAUCAAUCAGCUUUCUAGUCUUCGAGAACUUGUUUUAUCAGAUUGUAACCAGCUCCAGUCACUGUCAAAUUUCCCGAAAAGAUUGACAAGGCUAGAAUUGUCCUCUUCAUUAUUGUGGACAGCACCCGACCUCUCGAACCUCACUAAUCUAGUUAGUCUGGACAUAAGUGAUUACUCUCCUGACUCUGAGUCUCCCAAAAUUGCACAAGGACCAAUUUCCCAUCCGAACCUAGAGAGGCUUGGAAGCCUUCAUAAAUUGCAGAUGUUGAGACUGGUUCUUUCCGAUUCCAACUUGCCACCGAUUGACUUGAGCUCCCUUUCUCGGCUCUGGUCACUUGAAAUUACUUGUGCAGACCCGCGGUCUCUGACAGCGCUUCCGUCCAAUUUAGAAAUCUUGAGCUUACAAGAUGUGAAGACCCCAAUAGAAUGGCCAAUGUUCUCCAACCUGGGAAAUUUGUCGGAAUUAAUGCUCUCUCGUUGUCUGUUAAGAGAGAUCGAGUUCAGCGAUGUGCUUGGACAGCUAGAGAAUCUCCAGCGACUGCAAGUGCGCAAGUGCGAGCCACUCGUGAGGCUAUCCAAUUUAGCGAGCUUAAAGGAGCUCCGACUGCUGAGCGUGGAGUACUGCCCGCAACUAACUGAGAUUGAAUCCCAACCAUCUCCAGUUGGAGACUGCAGUUCCACGGAAAGGCCCAUUCCUGAUGCCCUGAAGCUAGAGAAGCUCCGGUUUUGAGAGUCUACUACUGUGAUACGUUGCGAAAGUUGCCUGCUAUACCAAAUGCGUGUGAUGUCGACGUUAUCCCUUGGAACUUUGCAGAAAGGUUUGGAAUAGGUCGGUUCUCGCAGAUGCGUGCUCUGUAAUAAAGCACGUUGAAGAUGAAGAAGAAGAAGACAUAUAAAAGAAGGGCAAUAGGCGAGGCCCGCCCAAGCACUGGAACCGCUACGCGUGGAAGCCCAACGCCGGUGCUAAAAGCAACGAAACGGAAGUUGGAGGGAAGUUCCGGCCACACUCCGAGAUAAACGCUGUUCCCGCAAGUAUAAGCCCCUCAAAAGAAGUAAUUCUAGGAGGGCCUCCAGAAAUCGCCGAAGCCCGAGACUCUGCAGCCGCUGCAGCCGAAUCCACCGGUUGCUGUCGCCGAGCUUGGCCAAGAGCUCCUCCCAGAAGGUGGCAUUCGGCCACUUCUUUGCUGCCUACUUCCACACUCCUCUGCCCCGAGUCCCACCCGGCCUGCAGGGCAUCUCCGAGCAAUCUGCUGGACUCAAACACGCUCGAAGGACAAAAAGGAAAAUGAGCUCUUGGAUGGUAAAAAAUGGUGGAGCCGUAAACAGAGGUGUCUCGGCCAAAUCCGCUGGACCUGAACACGCUUGAGAGACAAAACAGAAAUGAGCUCUCAGAUGGAAAACUACACCACCUGCAGGAGUAUGGUGUCAUUUCCAGACAAAUCAUUUCCAGAAGCAACCCACAUUACAAUUCAAUUUAUAUAUGGUCACUUCAGUGGUAUAACCAUUUAGUCUUAGGUUUAUUAUGCUUUAAUCAAAUUUAGGCAUUGACAGAUAUAGGGGUUCAAUGUGCUUCAAUAAUAAGCACAGGACAGACAUUGAUUGCAUGUACCUUCACCCACUCUCUGUGAAUUUCAUUUUGCUUGCUACCUCUUUUGCCCCAACUCUUUAUAAUGCUUGGAAAGUGUUGUCUCCCUGUCAGAAAUACCUGAUAUACAAUCUUAAUGCAUGCAUAUUCAUUCUAAAAGGAUAGAGAAGUAUUGCCAAAUACAGUUGCAUGAAUUCUCUUCCAAUACCCCCUUCACACCAGCACUGAGCCUAAAUUUGAAACAACUGAGGGAUUGGUUGCUUCCAUCAAUCUCCUGGUAGUUAAAGUUUAAACCACUGUGCCUUGGUUGUUGAGAAAUCUAAACUACGUUUCUUGCACAUUUAACUCUGCUUGACAAGUAUUGUCUGCUUCUAAGCUUCUAAUCAAUUCACGGCAGCCCUAUUUUAGAAAGUGACAUUGCAUGGCUAGGACUCUCGUGCGCUUCUUCAUUAUCUCUUCAUGCAAUUCAUCUAUUUCCAAUUUCAUCUUUUAAUGUAUACAGCAGAUUGUCCACAAUUUUAUUCAAAAACCUUAUGCACUUGGCUUAAAGCUACUCAGUUUGCCGACAGCUGAUAGUUCCUUUGAAACUCUGUUGGGUAGGGAUAUAGCGAGGAAAACAGACUUAAUCUGUUUUGGAUAUAAAAGCAACAAGAUUCAAUCCAUAAAAUGCAAAUGCUUGUGGUAUAAUCUUGGGGCAAAACUGGCAUAAGUGUACAGAAGAGUUGACCCUAUGUAAAAAGUCAGGAACACCUUACUGUUUCGCAAUACUUGAUACAGAGUAAAAGGUGUAAGGAGGUCGAGUUUAGCAAAUUUUUGUAAUUAGCAAGGCCCUUCUGUUCCGAUAUUCUUUUCAAGUUUUGGGAACUUCAAUGAUGUGUUUGCUUACCAUCAAGAGGGUCCUCAUGGCUGUGAUCCUUGCUUGACCUCUUUGAUAUCUACGGUGGUCUUCAUAUGAUUUCCUUCAGGACAUGAUGAAACAUCUCUGGAGAGCAGUAUGUCGCUCACUGUCCUUAUAUCUAAUCCAUCUGAUAUUUUUUCCAAGCAGUUAGUGAAGGAAUUUGUGCUUCGGGAAUUUUUAGAUUGUAAGUCCUUGGAACCGCUCUUUCCUAUGGAAUGACUGCUAUAUGAAUGUUAUGAUUCUACGGCAUCACAAAAAUGGAUGAUGCAAAUCUUUGUGGAAGAUUGACGUGCUUGCAAGGUGUGCUAGUGACUGUCUACCCAUUUGCGGCAUCAAAUGUCUACUCAGACUUGAAAGUUGCCUCAGUUGUCAAGUUUGACACAAUUUCCUCAACGAUCCCGCUUUGAAGGUCUAGUCGAACUCCCAAGUGCACCAGCUGUGGACAUACUCUUGCAAUCACACACCAUCGGCCAUGGAUGUUGGUGAAUUAGUGCCCCCUAUUCGAUCCACCAUUCGUCUCGCUAGUAUGCCUGGAGCAUAAGGAAUGUGAGAGGAUUAGCAAAUAUGAUAAUUCCAAUCCAUUGAUUAUUAGGUCCCUGUUUUAUUAGGGAUAUACCCAUAUGGCACUCUUUUAUUUUAUGUUUGGAUACUUAUCCAUCUGAGCUAUGAGAACACAGUAACUCAUAACUAUUUACAAGAACAUACAAUGAAAUGUUGAAAAUUUGACAGGGUGAUCUUUUGAGUGAGCGCAAUUGGUACGGUCAAGAGUUUUUUAUUAAGCCAAAUAUCUCGAAUUUUUUCAAUUAAACGUAUCACAUUAAUUUUUUCUGCAAAGCUUUCCGUGUUCAAUUCUUAGUAUUUCUCUGCAAUUUGUUGUUUGGAGCUAAUAAUCUGCUAAUUUUUUAGUUUUGACUUCCUAAAAAUGGGUCAGGUUUUAUGGUAAAAUCGUUGGCUUGUGCCAUCAUAUCAAUCUGCUUCAACUAAUAGAUAUCAGCCUCCCUGCGAAGAUGACCGACAUGUUCUGCAAUGAAGAUAAUUUUGGAGGUUUAUUUGGUGGGCCAAAUAAAAGGGACUUGCUCUGUCCAACUAUGUUCUUGGAAUUGCCAAGAAACUAUACAUGAACAGAAAAAAUUAGAGCAACGUUUGUAUGCACAUGCUUUUGCGCCCGUGUGUUGUACUAUUGAGAAGCCCACCCAAACCAACAACUCUUGGCUACCCCUUGUCAACACAGAAUUUGAAUGGCCCUGACUGAGAUACAGAAGGAUAUUAGUGCUAAAAAUCUUAAUUGAUGAAGGGCCAAAUAUAAUUGCCUAUCAUGGGUGUGCCGCCAAUGAAUGGUUAGUUGUUGCUAAGUUUUCACCCUUUUUCUCCUCUGAUUUUUUCUCUUUUACUACUAUAGUUGUUAUCUUAUAAGCUUGACAUCAUUCUGUGAAUCUGCUCCUUGUAGUUGUAGAGAGUAGUUCUGCAGUUUCGGCUCAGACAGCUGGAAUUGAUUUGCUUAAAGCCUUGUCUCAAAUUAUUGAUCCGACUUUUUCAUGUGGUUUUGUUAUGGACCUCCCGACAGAUGAAGCUCUUCGAGAGGUUCUUAAAGAAUCAAUAUGGGAUCUCAGUCUUUAUACAUCUGUAAGGAAUGACACCCUUACCCUACACAUGCAUGUCCAAUCACGGACAUGGUAAAUUACCUUUGUUGCUUGAUCAAUCACCAAAUACAUGCUCAGUGCACUAGAUGUUCUGACUUGUGCAUUAAUUACUUUUAGAAACCAUUGUCACCUCGUUUUGACAUCCUUCCGUAAAUCUCUCUGUGCAUGUACAAUUUCCAAAGACCCACGGAGCUAAUCUAGGCAAAAAAUUUCUGCUUCAUUAUGGUUUCGUAAGAGUCUUUGCCUGAUAUAUGAGGUUUCUGAACCUUAAAUAGUUUGACAGCAUGAGCGUCGCUUGACAGUUUGAGCAGCGGGCAAAUGAGGUGGUGGCUAAUCUUCCUUGGGUCAAGAAUGUUGAAGCAACCAUGUCAGCAGAACUGGCAAUACCUGUUUUCACAGGUCAACUUCCUCCAGGGUUACAGAUGAUCUUGAACAUUGUAGCAGUUUCAAGUUGCAAGCUGUCAUUAUGAUAAAGUCAUCAAGGCAAUCAAAGUGAAGGUUCUGGGGUCAGAGGAGUUCUUUCUACACCCUGCGACCGUGAGAAGGAACGACCGAUCAGCUCAAAGUGCGGGUGGUUGGACAGGGGAGCGAAAACUGCAGUAUUCUGAUGUACUGGAAGACAUCAAACCAGAAGAAAUUCGAGCAACAGGAAACUAUUCCUUGUGAUGGAUUUAAUCAGAUUGCUGCAUAUGUUCAGUUGCAGAUGAUGGAGCGGCUGGUCAGUGUUCCUGCAAGAUCUUGACAUGUUCACUCAACGCAAGUAGAUCAAAGCUUUGGUGAAAAGAAUUGGCAAGCAUCAAAAUUCUCUCAAGAAUAGUAAUCAACAUCCAUUUCUCUCCACCCUGCCAAUGGCUUUCAAGUAAAUGUGGCAGAUUGGAGAGUGCGAGUAGUUCGAACAGUGAACACAGAGAGACAUUCUAACACGGAGGGCUUCUAUAUGUGCUUCCUCUCUCCCCUCUUCUUUUUCAUUUUAUCUUGGGAAAUUCAUGUAAGAAUCUCAGAAUAUAAGAAAUUCCAGUACAUGCACUUGCUUCAUUUUAUUAAUAAGCAGUUAGGCGUUAUAUAUUUAAUGCCCUCAUGUUCAAUUCCGUCUUUAUGUUAUGCUUGAAACUUAGAUUCUCGUCAUUGUUUUAUCUGGCUGAGCUGUUGAACCGCAAUGAAAGUUUGAUGGUGAUGCACAGAUUUGGCUAU
This is a messenger RNA of Eucalyptus grandis, 6046 nucleotides long. Its product is annotated as disease resistance protein RPV1-like. The transcript is spliced from 7 exons. Bases 62 to 1462 code for a protein of 466 amino acids. The record is from RefSeq and is a predicted model, not a curated record. Lineage: Eukaryota; Viridiplantae; Streptophyta; Magnoliopsida; Myrtales; Myrtaceae.